AGUCGCGGCGCGCUUGUGACGGCCGAACCUCGUGCCUGCCAGUCUCGUCGCAGUCGCCGCCGAGCUUGGUCGAGUCGGAGUGAUCGCGCCGUGUCGGUCCGUUCGUGCGCAACAGUUCGUCUCGAUCCGCUGAUGACGUUGAUAUUCAUCGCGCGAUCGACAAAAGGAAAAGGAAGACACGCUGGUGGAAGAGGGCAACGGACACUCGAGUCGUCGAUAGAAGAAGAAGAGCGGGUUACGAGAGCCCGAGACGUCGUACUAAAGCCGAUAUAUCGAGGAAGCGUCGUUCUUCGGAGUGAAGUUUGCUGCGUGCUCUCUCUCUCCUGCCGCAAACUCUGAUCUUUCCCACGUUCAGUUCUCAUUUCACCUCGCGAGCGAUGUCAAGAAUGUGACAGUGCGCGUCGCGAAUUCAUCGACACAACAAGUUCUUCGUCGAGAAGCAACAGCAGCAGCGGCGGCGGCGGCGGAAAAGCAUCGCCGGCGAUGGGUGCCGAGAAUCGCGGCAUCGUGUGACGGUGAGAGAGAAAGAACAGAGCGGCGCGUGGAAACGUAACGCGAGAGGAGAUAAAAGAAGAAGAAGACGAAGGGAGAGAAGGGGACGGACGAUGCGAGCGGAAAAUGUCACUCGGUGAUACGCGCGCACGGAUGACGGGGAGUGAUCGACGGAGCGACGAUCGCGAGUCCGAGGUUGUUGGAGUGUCGUCGCGGCGGCGGUGGUGGUGGUGGCAGCGAUCCUCGUCGCCGUCGCCGUCGUCGUCGUCGACGUCGUCCCUACGCGGUGCCGCCGACCACCCGGUGGUGCCGGCAUUGACGACGACGCGAGCACCGGAUCGUCGGCAGGGAGAGGAGCAUCGGGAGCGACGUCAUCUCCUGCCACGAGCGUCACCGAGAUCCAAGUACUACUGCUCUUCGGCGACGACGUCUUUGUCGUUGCGUCAGCUGUGGAGAGUCGCGAGUUCUUGCUCCUGAAGAGAGGAUUCAGCGGCGGCGCCGGUGUGUUAUAUAUACCGCGCAUACUCUUAUAUCUUGUAUACAUAUACACGUCGUUGUGCCGGGUCGCGAGGUUAAGGCACCGCAUCGCCCUCGAUACGUAGGCGACGUCCGAGGAAAGUAAAGGCCGGGUGUCGUGCGUGCGCCGACCGAUUCGUUUCGUGCUUACCCUCCUCCCCCUCUUCCUCCCCCCCUGGGUCUCUUCUUUCUCCUACCUCUCUCUCUGUCUAUCUCUCGAGAACGCGCGUGUAUAAACGGAUAACGAGUCUACGACGAUAUUAUACCCAGUAGCAGGGCGCGCGUCUGUCGGUAAUCUCCGACCAGUUGCAUCCGCGUGGUGCGUUUUUAUUUUUAUUUUUUUUACGUCGUCGGUCGACUCGCGGACGACGACGUCGACUUUUCGUCCGCGAUGCCGACAGUGGCUCGCGCUCCCGGCCGUCGUGCGGAUUGUUUGUUCCCGGGAGGUGUUCGUCGACGGGAUACGUAGAAGACUCCCUCGAGAGAGAGAGAGAGAGAGCGAGAAGAAUCGAGGAGAUCUCUACUAGAUCUCUAGAAGAAGCGGAGAAGAGCAAACGAGAGGUAAAUGAGAGUUCAAGGUCAGCCGGUGUCGGACUCGAGCUCGAGUGUAACGCGGCCGAAAGACUUAUCCGAGGAAUAAAAGAUUGGUGCGCGUUUCGUUCGCCGCUCAUCGGAAAUAUCCACGCGAGAUAGAGAAGAGAGAGAGAGAGCAGAAGACACAAGAAGAAGAAUCCGCGAGAAAGAGAGAAAGAAGGACCGUGAAACGGAGCUCCGCCGUGUGGUUUGGACUGUCACACUAUUUCGGGACCGUGAUCGCGCGUGAGAUAUAUACGCGCAUAAAUAAAUAUACACGCUUGCGCGCGAGAGAGCGGGCGUGACUGUGUUUGUGCGUCGUGUGUGUGUGUUUUUCGCUCCGUAUACCGUCUGUGAUCUCGCGUGUGCGCGAACAAGUGCUUUUUCGGUUGACAGUGCGUAUUUGGUGUUUAUUGGAAAGGAGAAGAGAAUAAAGGGAUUUUGCGGGAAGGGGAGGGAAGCGAAACAUCACUCCCUACUCUCAGCUCUCUUUCCCUCGUGUCCUCCUUUUGUUUUCCUACGGCGGCUACGUUGAAAAGGACUGGCCACCAAAUGCGCGUACCGCAAAUCCCGUUUCAUGUUGAUGUUCUGGAGCAAACGGACGGUGCUCACUAGACGUCUGCUAAAGGCCAAGGUCCGUGGGGAGCAUGAAACCGAGUGUGAAGCUCAAGAGGAUUCAUCGUCACGUACGUAUCAUCGCACGAGCAGCAGCAACACUAGCGGCGGCGCCGUCGUCUACGACAGCAACGACAGCAGAGCGACGUCGACGACGACAGCAGCAACAACAAUAACAACAACACCACCACCACCACCACCACCACUACCACCACCACCACCAGGCGGCCGACAAGUGAGCAGGACGGAAGGAAGUGGUGCGGUGGUGUACGGGAGUCGCAACACGAGCCGGUUGCACCAGGGCUGCUGCGGCGGCGGCCACGUGAGCCAGGAUGACGACGAGCAGCAACAGCACGAGCAGCAACGCCGAUACUACGAUAAUCCCGCCCGAUUGCUGAGGGUCAAAGAGCUCCUCAAGACGCUCAAGGAGAAUCAGCUGGAAAUGCUGCUCGUCGCCGUCGAGAGCUCCGGCGCCGAUCUCGGCUCGUGCGUCCUCGUGCCGCGUCAACAACGCUCGCCGGCUGACGAUUAUCCCAUGUACGAGCAGCAGCAGCAACAGCAGCAGCAACAGCACGACCAAAACUAUCACGGCAGGCCGCAUCGCCAUCACGGCCGUCACGGCUUUCAGCACCAUCGCUAUCGUCGCUACCGGCGUCGCUCCAGCAGGCACCACCGCUCGUCCUCGGUCGAGGACGAGCAGGAGAGCUGCUGCUCCGCGUCCGAGGACUCGUUGUCCGCGUCGCCGAUGAGAACGGACAGGUGCUGCGGGAAGACGAGCGUCGUCGUGCCGGCGACGAGAGGACCGACCGAGGGAAGACGACGAUGCAACGAUCCGCACCUCCUCUGCUGCCAGAUCUGGCGGUGGCCGGAUCUCGAGCACUCGUCCGAGCUCAAGAGACUACCUAUCUGUCAUUCCGCUAAAGAUCCCGUCUACGUAUGCUGCAACCCUUACCACUAUAGCCGGCUCUGCAAACUCGAGACGCCGCCACCCCCGUAUUGCCUUAUCGCCGACAGACUGAGACCCGAAGAUCGCGCGCCCAGCGAAGGGGAUCAACGUCGGUGCAAAAACAGCACGCCCCUGCCACUUCCCGGCUCGCUUACCACCAACGGAGAAGGUGAGACAGGGCAGAGGGAAUGGUGCACCCUGGCGUACUGGGAAUUAGGGGGUCGAGUAGGUCGUCUGUAUCCCGUGGAGCCGUUGACGGUGAACGUUUUCGAUUCGCUCCACGACGGCGACGGCCUCUGUCUGGCGACUUUGACCGAGAAUCACAAUGCACCGCCCGCGGUCCAGCGUACGCGCAGCAAAAUCGGUCUAGGACUAACGCUUAGUCAGGAAGCGGACGGUGUAUGGGCGUACAAUCGGUCGGAGAGUCCGAUCUUCGUGCACUCACCCACCUUGGACGAACCGGAAUCGCGGACCCUGCUGGUCUACCGGGUGCCAUCGGGCUUUUGUCUCAACAUCUUCGAUCGCGCCAAGAUCCUGCAGCUUCCAUACAACGGCGGUGGCAGCGGCGGUGUUGGCGGCGGAUGUCAGACCGCCGGAUUUGCUGCUUCCGGCCCCGUCGACAUUAACUCCGUCCGCAUCAGCUUUGUCAAGGGCUGGGGACCCAACUACUCGCGACAGGAGGUCACCUCCUGCCCGUGCUGGCUCGAAGUGCUCUUGGCACCGUGCAGGUGAUCGUUUCCCAAGCUGGCCGGGCCGAAAGGGUAUCGUCAAGUCUCGUCCUUAACUCGCGCCUUUUCUUCCUCCUCGUUGUCGUCAUCGUUGUUGUUGUUGUUCUCGGGGAGGAUAAUGAUGCGACGACCGUGGCCUUUAGCUCCGUCCUAACGAGAGCUGUGUUAAUAAUGACUAAUAAAUAAAACAAAAAAACGU
Messenger RNA from Nylanderia fulva, 4069 nucleotides. It is a transcript of the gene Dad, whose product is annotated as Daughters against dpp. The record is from RefSeq and is a predicted model, not a curated record. Lineage: Eukaryota; Metazoa; Arthropoda; Insecta; Hymenoptera; Formicidae. Gene Ontology annotation, biological process: anatomical structure morphogenesis; SMAD protein signal transduction; regulation of transcription by RNA polymerase II. Gene Ontology annotation, cellular component: heteromeric SMAD protein complex. Gene Ontology annotation, molecular function: transcription regulator inhibitor activity; I-SMAD binding.